Molecule: messenger RNA, 2305 nt
Organism: Anarrhichthys ocellatus (wolf-eel)
Lineage: Eukaryota; Metazoa; Chordata; Actinopteri; Perciformes; Anarhichadidae
Gene: yy1b
Product: YY1 transcription factor b
Exons: 5
Coding region: 180-1331 (383 amino acids)
Biological process (GO): regulation of transcription by RNA polymerase II
Cellular component (GO): PcG protein complex; chromatin; transcription regulator complex
Molecular function (GO): DNA-binding transcription factor activity, RNA polymerase II-specific; RNA polymerase II cis-regulatory region sequence-specific DNA binding
Source: RefSeq, a predicted model, not a curated record
AUCGAGGAAGAGGGAGAACAGACAGAGGCAGGAGCAGAGCUGGGGGUGUGUGUGUGAUAUAGAGAGAGAGAGAGAGAGAGAGAGAGAGAGAGAGAGAGAGAGAGAGAGUGUGUUUUUGAGGUCCAAAAAAAGGAGCACAACACGGCGUGAAUGAGAGAGGCAAGCUGGCGGACUUCAAUAUGGCAUCCGGAGAUACGCUGUACAUCGAGACAGACGGCUCGGAGAUGCCGGCCGAGAUCGUGGAGCUCCACGAGAUAGAGGUGGAAACGAUACCCGUGGAGACUAUCGAGACCACGGUGGUUGGUGGGGACGACGACGACGACGACGAUGAUGAAGACGAUGAAGAUGAUGAAGACGACGACGGGCAGCCCAUGAUCGCGCUCCAGCCGUUGGUCACGGACGACCCUAACUUGAUCCACCACCACCACCACCAUCACCACCACCAGGAGGUGAUCCUGGUCCAGACCCGGGAGGAGGUGGUCGGUGGGGAUGACUCGGACAUGCACACGGACGGCGGGAGCGGGUUCGAGGACCAGAUCCUCAUCCCGGUACCGGCUCCCGGGGUGGAGGACGAGUACAUCGAACAGACUCUGGUGACCGUGGCGGGGAAAAGCUCCGUGGGUCGGAUGAGACGGGGAGGCGGCGGCACUGGGGGCAAGAAAGCGGGCAAAAAGAGCUACUUAAGCGGCGCGGAGGCCGGCGGGAGAAAAUGGGAACAGAAGCAGGUGCAAAUAAAGACACUGGAGGGGGAGUUCUCUGUUACGAUGUGGGCAUCGGACAUCGACCACGAGUCGGUGGUGGAGGAGCAGAUCGUUGGGGAGAACUCUCCUCCGGACUACUCGGAGUACAUGACGGGGAAGAAGCUGCCCCCUGGUGGUAUCCCGGGGAUCGACCUCUCAGACCCCAAACAGCUGGCCGAGUUCGCCAGGAUGAAGCCCAGGAAAGUGAAAGAGGACGACGCUCCCCGGACGAUAGCCUGCCCUCAUAAAGGCUGCACAAAGAUGUUCAGGGAUAACUCGGCCAUGAGGAAGCAUCUCCACACCCACGGACCCCGCGUGCACGUCUGCGCCGAGUGCGGCAAGGCGUUCGUCGAGAGCUCCAAACUCAAACGUCACCAACUCGUUCACACGGGGGAGAAACCCUUCCAGUGCACCUUUGAAGGCUGCGGGAAACGGUUCUCUCUGGACUUCAACCUGCGCACACACGUGCGGAUCCACACUGGAGACCGACCCUACGUCUGCCCUUUCGACGGCUGCAAUAAGAAGUUCGCGCAGUCGACCAAUCUCAAGUCUCACAUUCUCACACAUGCCAAAGCCAAAAAUAACCAAUGAGAACCCAUCCACCAGCGUCAAGAAGACAAGAGAAAGAAAGGGAGAAAAAAAAAAAAAAAAAAAAAAAAAAAAAAGAAGCAUCCCAGCCGCACACCUGAAACCUCUUUUGAGGACCGGAAUGAAAAGCUCGAGACUUAUUGAUUUAUAUGGAAAAAUCUGACAGAUUUAAAAGACUAAAAAACACUGAAAUUCAGCUAGUUUUCCUGCGUCCCCUUUCUCCUGCGGUCACAUCGGAUGAGGAACUCAGUGACUAUUCCCCAAAGCCCCGGCCAGCACAGUCCCCCCCCUUCUCCAGUGGCACUCAGCUGCCAGAAGAUGGAACUCGUGGACAAACAUCAGAGACUUAUUUUUACCAGAGCGAGCGGAGAAGCAGCCGUCUAUUAGUAUUUUUAUUUUCUCACAUAGCUUUUAUUUUCCCACGAGCGUGCAUAUUGUACACUUGUCUCAGGCUAUGUUUAGUAAAAUUGUGAUUUAUUUUUUUCUUCCCUCGUGCAUAAUGAGAUCGUACCGCUGAUACUAAAAGGCUCCGGCCUUUUCUGACCCGUUUCCACAUGUAUGAGAAGUUUAAAAACAGCUGUAUGUUUGCAUCUCCAUACCCUCUUUGGUUGUAUUUUUCUCUAACCACAAAAUAACCGUGUAUACUUGUAUUGUAUGGCUGUAUUGAAAUUACGUAGACAUAGAUAGAGGUGUGAUUUAAAGUGUUAACCGAUUAAACUUUUAGUCAUGAGUUGCUUUCUAUUUUCUAUGAACUGUCUUUACACAGAUGAAUGAGUAAUGUGUUACGAGUUACUCAGAGCGAGUCUCGGUUACAAUAUCCGGAGCGUACAUUGAAUCGACUGCGAGACCAUCACGUUUUCUUUUUGUUGGAAUGUAAUGUACAGAUGUUAACCAUAAACUUCCUUCUGUUGAUAUUUACACACAUGUAUCUCAACUGCCCACAAUAAAAUGGCUCAUUCCAACCCUGUCGAAAUACA